AUGAGCGGCUUGUCCACGACGCCGUCGGCAGCGACUCCUUCUUCACCCGCCGUGCCCCCGACGUCCGCUGAUGUGGCAUCGCGAACAUCCACCACCGCUGGCUCAUCCACCAACAGAGCGCCCUCGACAUCGCCCGCACGCCCCGACAGCCGCAACCUCGACAGCGCCCGCAAGGUCGUCAGGAACGUGUCGCCGGGCUUGCUGGCCCGCAUGAAAUUUCUGAACCAGUCGCAGGAGUCCAACCGCCAAGUGUCGUCGCAGAUUGGGCGGAUUCCCGAGAGUCAGAUCCGCGUGCUCGACGAGUUCCACAAGGAAAAGGGCAUCAACAUUGAGAGAAGAGGCACUGCCUGGGGCAGGAGCGGCAGUCAGGUCGGCACUCCGCUGAUACCGCAGCUGACGGGGGAGAGUGUCCCAGCGCUGGCUUUAGCCAUGGAUCAGAGCCCGCCGCCCGGCUUCGAGAGCGACCGGAGCAGCUUCGUGAGCACCAGCGACCGGGUGCUACCGUCCGACUCUGAGGCCGGCGACACGCUGGGUGAGGACACGCAGAAAUACCGCCUGCCCGACAUCACCAAGACGAAGAGCCUCAGCCAGACCAUCGCCGAGACCGAGAGC
Lindgomyces ingoldianus is the source of this 612-nucleotide messenger RNA. RefSeq lists its product as uncharacterized. The annotation marks the transcript as partial. The transcript has a single exon. Lineage: Eukaryota; Fungi; Ascomycota; Dothideomycetes; Pleosporales; Lindgomycetaceae. The record is from RefSeq and is a predicted model, not a curated record.